CCGGCAUUCGGCUCCAAUGGCCAGGCGGUGUGGGCGGCCCUCUCGCUCCAUAACCCCACCCCAGGCUUCAGGAUGAUGAUCAACCGCAGUCGCCACUUUAUCAAGGGAACGUUGCGGCUGGCUGUUCUGACGCUGGGAAGGACGACGAUGAGUGCACAACCAGAAGAUUGGCGCAAGUCCCAAUCCAUUUAUGAAUUUAGUGCCAAAGACAUAGAUGGUAAUGAAGUCUCCCUGGACAAAUACAGGGGAUUUGUCUGCAUCGUCACAAAUGUGGCCUCCAAAUGAGGAAAGACUUCCGUAAACUACACUCAGUUUACUCAGAUGUACGAUCAGUAUACUGAGAAAGGUUUACGGAUUCUGGCUUUCCCUUGCAAUCAGUUUGGCAAGCAGGAGCCUGGAACUGAGGAACAAAUCAAAGCUUUUGCCAAUACCUACAAUGUAAAGUUUGAUAUGUACAGCAAAAUUGAUGUAAACGGGGACAAGGCACACCUGCUCUGGAAGUGGAUGAAGGAACAGCCCAAAGGAAAAGGGCUGAUGGGAAAUGCCAUUAAAUGGAACUUCACUAAGUUUCUAAUUAACAAAGAAGGUCAGGUUGUCAAGAGGUAUUCUCCUAUGGAUGAUCCUGUAGGACUGCAGUCUAUGUGCAUCAUUUCUUUUGGAAAAGCAAGGUAAGUACAACUCCAAAAAUGAGAUGCAACCAAGUUGGAAUUAGCAUGUAGAUCACUAGAUGAUCCACACAUCAGUGAAGCUCAAUGAACAAAUGGCAAAUUAGGAAACUGCUCCUGUGACAUUGCACUUUUAUGAGUGGCCAGCCAAUGAGGCUAAUCCUUGUUCAUAUAAGACCAUAAGAUAAAGGAGCAGAAUUGGGCCAUUUGGCCCCUCAAGUCCGCCUGCCAUUUCAUCAUGGCUGAUCCAUUUUCCCUCAGCCCCAAUCACCUGCCUUCUCCCUGUAUCCCUUCAUUCCCUGACCAAUCAAGAAUCUAUCACCUCUGCCUUAAAUACACAUUUACAGUUUGCCUCCACAACUGCCUGUGGCAACGGAUUGCACAGAUCUGCCACUCUAUCUAAAGAAAUUCCUCCUCAUCUCCGUUCUAAAAGGAUGCCCCUCUAUUCUGAGGUUGUGUCCUCCGGUCCUAGACUUCCCCCACCACAGGAAACAUCUUCUCUACAUCCACUCUUUUGAGGCCUUUCAACAUUUGAUUGGUUUCAAUUAGGUCAGCCCUUGUGAAUACAGUCUCGGAGCCAUCAAACGUUCUUCAUAUGACAAGCCAUUCAAUCCUGGAAUCAUUUUCAUGUACCUCCCUUGAAUCGUCGUGACCAAUAUCACGUUGGUCAUCUAUGCCAGGGGGAAGCAGAUCAUCCCUCCCGAGUCCAGUUAGUGAAAUAGUUUGGUUUUAUAACUUACAUUUUAAUUGAAGAUUGUGCUGGCCAAAGUCUAAUUGAUCAUCAGGAUAUGAUCUUGCAGUAGAAAUUUGCUUCAGAGCUGAGGUUCCCACCCUGGGGCCCACUAACUCCUUAAUGGCAUUGGUUUGUGGCUUUAAAAAUAGGUUAAAAUGCGGGAGCCCCUGCUUUUGAGGUUUGAGUGCCACAUUAUGGAAGAUGUUACGACCCUGUAAUGAGAAUGACAUUUUAGCU
Molecule: messenger RNA, 1635 nt
Organism: Hypanus sabinus (Atlantic stingray)
Lineage: Eukaryota; Metazoa; Chordata; Chondrichthyes; Myliobatiformes; Dasyatidae
Product: phospholipid hydroperoxide glutathione peroxidase-like
Exons: 7
Biological process (GO): response to oxidative stress
Molecular function (GO): glutathione peroxidase activity
Source: RefSeq, a predicted model, not a curated record